UGAGUUAUGAGCAGUUUUUGGUGUGACUUGAAAAGAUGAAACCUCUAAAUAAUGCAGUUUUGCAGGUCAGAUCAAAGGAAAGACGAAUGCAAAACCUAAUGAGGACGAAUUAUCGCAUCGUCAGGAAUUUCAUAUGCCAGGAUGAUGUCAAUUUCAAGCAAGUGUGGCAAAUGCAGUCAUCAAGCUUAGUAUCUUAUGAAAGCAAUCGUCUCUAUGCUGACAACUACACAAGAUGCUUUUCUUGGUGUGGUCACAAUGGAAAACCAUCGCGUCUCUACAAGCUUCCCAAGGUCCCAGCCAAAGAGAAGGUUGAAGAUGCCCUUGUGUGUGAAUUCCAUCCGGAGGAUGCAAAUGACGACACCAGGCCACACCUUAUCACUCUGACAAAAGAUAAGUGGAUCAGAAGACGUGAUCUCAACACAGGGCGUGUUCUUCAAUCAGUCUACCUCCACCCUCGACUCAACUUCAACUAUCUCAAUUGGAAUGCGGAGGGGUUUUCAUUUAUUGUCAAGACAACCAAAUCACAAACUAAUCAAUUCAUGAGAGCAGCUGAUGUCCAAUCCAACAUUCUUCUUACAAUGGCCGUAUUCACCAUCUAUCCAUUAGAGUUGAAAGCAUGCAUGGAGAUUGAUCGUAGGGUGUUUGGUAGUGAUACUACUGGUGCCCAUCUAGAUGGAGGCAACAUCCUGUUCACUGCUCACCAACGAGGGCUUGUCCGAUUCUACAGCCUUGAGAGAAUACUAGACGAGCACCCUAGUGAACUUCGUCUAGGAGAUGACUUUCCAAAUGGUGACGCAGAAGGAUGCAAGAUUGGGGGGUUUCCUCAUGGAAUACCUAUCACACUCAAACUCACAGAGAAACCAGCAGUGCUAUUUGAAGUGCGUUGUUUUGAGCACGAUAUCAAGUUUGGGGGAUUCCCCUGGCAUUUCAUGAUUUCACCGCCAACGCAAAGGGGAGAUCCCAGCGAGAUCAUGGUCUAUAGUCUAGAAAACAAGGAACUGGCAAUAAAUGGAACGUUAGAACGUAACAUUGUAGCUGCGGACAAUGGCAUGCCCACAUCUUUUUUCUAUUAUGAUGGUUCAGAUCGCAUCAUCAACACUAAGAUGCGUUCCCUUAGUGUACUGAAAUUCAAGCAACAUGAAGAUGGGCGGAGUGAGCUGGUGGAGGACCAUGUGAUAAACCCCUGGCCUUACCGCGACGAUCGCAAGCUUGAGAGAAAAAUGAAAGAAAUGGGAACAUCGUUGUCAAGCAGUGGUAGACUUAUUAGGCAUCGGCAGUAUGGCGAUUUUUCUUACGAUGAGGAGGCCUCGAUGUAUGAAGCAUUCAGCGAGGAGAUGAUUAAUAACUUCGGCUGUGAAACUGAUAUGGACAUCUUAGCUAUUUCUAUGGCUACCAGAGACUUUGAUACCAAUAGUCUAAUCGGCCACGUGACCCUCCAUGACUGUCCAACGGGACACCUCCUGAAGACAUUCAGGAUGCCUGGAGAAUGGGAUGAGUAUGUUGAGCACCAUAUUUCGCUGGACCUUGACACUUUGGUCCACAGCUACAAGGAGGGAUCAGGGAAGUGGAUGUGCCAGGUCUUCAGAGCUCAAAGAGAACACAAGGAAUCAUCGAAGAGGAGAACCGGUAAACGGCCCCACAGGUCCAGGAAAAGGUAGCAUCCAGUGUGAGUGCUUAUUGAAUCGUCUUGUCGUCGGAUUCGAUCACUUUUCUGAUUUUGAUAGGAUGAGGAGCAUAGAUGUACGUCUGUUGGCAUCCACAGUGAGUGCACAUCGAGCUGUUUGUCAUAGCAGAAUCGUAGGCCAGUGGUCUAUGCGCCAGACAUGUGAAGAUCAGGGUCCGAGCCCCGUUAUGGCACUAGUAAAACACCACACAGGUGCAAUAAAAGGUAACGGCUACUCUUGAGUGGUUAUUAUGAGCUGUUUUUGUUGCAGUUGAAUUACAGUCAAGUGGUCUAUGCGCUAAAAAGGUGAAGAUCAGGGUUCAAGCCCCAUCACAAAACUGGCAGAGGUAAACAACUGCAAAGGUUCAGGAAAAGUUUGCUUCUACUGUGAGAGCCCAUUGAGCUUUUAGUUGAAGCUGUUGUGUUGCAGUUGAAUCAUAGUCUCAUGGUUAAUGCGCUAGACACAUGAAGAUAGGAUUCAAGCCCCCAUGACAGCACUGGCAGAGGUUAACAGCCACACAGGUCCAGGAAUAGGUAGCACAAUAUAGAGCACAGCGUUUUGAUUGUGCUGAAUUUCACGAUUGAACACAAUUGUGCAAUUAACCAUAGAAAUCAGCUCCGUUACGGGUCUAAGUAGAUGUAAUUAUGAUAGAAAUUACUAUAACAUAAAGAUGCUUUAUUACAUCCUGACAAACCAUUAUGAUAUCAUAUAUAACUCUUGACACCGUGAUGAAAUGAUCAUGUCAUGAGUUUGUUACAAUUUUAUCCAAAUGAAGUGAAUUGUG
Lytechinus variegatus (green sea urchin) is the source of this 2448-nucleotide messenger RNA. It is a transcript of the gene dcaf17, whose product is annotated as DDB1- and CUL4-associated factor 17-like. Bases 36 to 1658 code for a protein of 540 amino acids. Gene Ontology annotation, biological process: protein ubiquitination. Gene Ontology annotation, cellular component: Cul4-RING E3 ubiquitin ligase complex. The transcript has 14 exons. The record is from RefSeq and is a predicted model, not a curated record. NCBI's taxonomy places the organism in Eukaryota, Metazoa, Echinodermata, Echinoidea, Temnopleuroida, Toxopneustidae.